AUGGAGUCCGCCGGCCCCAUCGAGUCAAAGCACUCCUUUGCCCAUAGGCUCAAAGUAUUGAUUCUCGGAGAUGAGGCAAAGACCAAGGAAGAAAGAUGGCUUGUUCAGAAGCUAGACUUCUUCAUUCUUACAUACUGUUGUCUGAGCUUUUUCUUCAAUUAUCUCGAUCGAUCUGCUUUCGCAAACGCCUACGUUGCAGGCCUACAGGAAGCAUUGUCGCUUUCUGGUAACCAAUAUAAUAUUCUCCUAUCGAUGACUACAGCUGGAUAUGUUAUCGGCCAAAUUCCCCAUGGCAUUGCAAUCCAGAAAAUUGCGCCUCGAAUUUGGUUUCCCUCAAUGGUCAUUAUAUGGGCAGGUCUGACAGCGUCAAGUGCUGCUUGCAAAACCUAUGAACAGCUUUGUGCCGUCCGCUUUCUCAUGGGCCUCAUCGAGGCCUCUACAUACUGCGGUACAAUUUACUGCAUUGGGUCAUGGUAUAAGCCUCGUGAAAUUGCGAAGCGAACUGCUAUAUUCACUGCAUCUGGCCAAGCUGGUUCAAUGUUUGCUGGAAUAAUGAUGACGGCCAUAUACAAAGGCAUGAGCGGAUAUGCUGGUCUCGAGGGAUGGCAAUGGGUAUUCAUAAUUUGCGGUAUCAUUACAUGCCCCAUCGCUAUCAUGGGAUUCCUCUAUUUCCCCGACAUUCCAGAAACUACGAAAGCUCGCUGGCUUAGUGAAUCCGAAAAACGACUCGCAUUGGACCGCCUGCCUCCUAAGAAGGCAGAUGGACACAACAUCAACCCGUGGUCCCUUGCUAAGCGCGUGUUCGGGUCGCCUGCAUUUUACAUCCUUUGCCUGUUCGCGACGGUUUGCUCCGCCUUAGAAGCCUUUUGUGUCCAGAAUCUCUACCUCCUCUGGCUGAAGUAUUACUCCAAAGCCGGCUAUUUCACUCAAACCCAGGUCAAUACCUAUCCUCUUGGAAUCCAAGCAAUGGGUAUCGUGUCGAACCUGAUGGCAGCAGUUUAUAUUGAUGCCACCGGCCGGAGAGUUCCCAUGGGUAUUCUUGCCUGUGCGCUUCAGCUUGUUGUGACCACUAUCUUAUUCAUUCGCAGCUCUCCAUGGGCGGCCAUCAUGUUCGCCUUUUAUUUGGCCGGGACUUCCUACAUCGUCAAUCCCCUUCUUUUCGGAUGGGCAAACAUUAUCUGCCAGAGAGAUGGCGAUGAUGCUCGCCGAAGUGUUAUUCUCACCAGCAUGAAUGCCUUUGCGCAGAUUCUCUACACCUGGUGGGGUAUUGUGCUUUUCCCGGCAAAUGAGGCCCCGUACUGGAGAAACGGAUAUAUCGGUAUGGUUGUUGUCAUCGCGGUGAUGUUUUCACUGCUGUGGGUUGUGCUUUGGCUUGACCGCCGUACCGCUCUACAGUAUCCAGAGGCUGCAUUUUUCGACGCCCCAGAGACUGUCCAGUUAGCUGCCAUCAAAGGAGAUAUGGUUGUUGAUGUCACUAAAAAUGAUGCCGAGUCGAAAGUUGAGGGCAAGGCGAAUGAUAUCACCACCGUGGCCAGUCUUAAAUAA
This is a messenger RNA of Clonostachys solani, 1545 nucleotides long. Lineage: Eukaryota; Fungi; Ascomycota; Sordariomycetes; Hypocreales; Bionectriaceae. The record is from the annotation of a GenBank genome assembly.